AAGCACUCGGCCUCCCGCUGGUUUCUUUUGAAAAAUAACAGAAAUUUCUCCUACUGGAAUGGGGGAACUCCUAGUCCUCAAGCCCUAAUCGUCCUUGCGGAUUUCGAUCAUUCCCGAAAUCCGGGAAGAUGUUACUAGGAUGUUUAAAUAAUUACAAGAUUUCGUCCAUUUGAUGCCUAAAUUUGUUACUGUUCUGGCAUCGACGGAAAUGGUGGAGAUCUCAACUCCUUGCGGCCGCUUACAGUUCCUCCAGCAGCGGCGGUGGCUUCCGGUGACGCUUCCUUGUCCACUUACCAUCUUCACCGGGAUGUGGAUACUUGUGUUUUGCUCUAUCUUUGUGUGGCAGAAGAGCUCCUUCGAUGUGGUUCGGUUAUUCGGCCACACGGCACCUAUGGAGGGUUUGGUGCCGAAGUUGCGGCCGAUGGUGUUGAAUCUAUCGGAUUUUGGGGCGGUAGGAGAUGGGCAGACGCUUAACACGAAGGCGUUUGAGAGCGCGGUUGCAGCGAUCUCGCGGCUUAGAGGAAAAGGUGGUGGGCAGCUCAACGUGCCCGCAGGGCGGUGGCUCACUGCUCCUUUCAACCUCACUAGCCACAUGACGCUCUUUCUUGCAGAAGGCGCAAUUAUUCUCGGGAUUCAGGAUGAGAAUUAUUGGCCACUAAUGCCUCCCUUGCCAUCGUAUGGGUAUGGAAGGGAGCAUAUAGGACCUCGAUAUGGAAGCCUGAUCCAUGGGCAACAUCUUAAAGACGUUGUCAUUACAGGACAAAAUGGAACCAUUGACGGGCAAGGUCAAUUGUGGUGGAUAAAAUACAGGAAGAAGCUUCUCAACUACACAAGAGGACCCCUAUUGCAGAUCAUGUGGUCUAGCGACAUUGUGAUCUCCAACAUUACACUACGUGAUUCUCCUUUCUGGACAAUUCACCCAUAUGAUUGCAAAAAUGUAACCUUGUCAGGUCUUACCAUCUUGGCUCCAGUUACUGGCGCUCCCAAUACGGAUGGGAUCGAUCCAGAUUCCUGCGAGAACAUGGUAAUCGAGAACAGCUUCAUUUGUGUGGGAGACGACGGCAUCGCCAUCAAAAGCGGCUGGGAUCAGUACGGCAUAGCCUACGGCCGCCCCUCCACCAACAUAUUAAUCCGCAAUGUCACUCUCCGAUCCGUCGUCAGCGCGGGGCUGUCAAUCGGCAGCGAGAUGUCGGGCGGCGUUUCAAACAUAACGAUAGAAGACAUUCACGUCUGGGAAUCGCGACGCGGCGUCCGCAUCAAGACCGCCCCUGGCCGCGGCGGCUACGUGCGGGGUGUAAGCUGCCGGAACCUUACCCUCGACAAUGUCCGCGUGGGCAUUGUGGUUAAGACCGACUACAACGAGCACCCGGACGCCGGCUACGACCCUCGCGCCCUGCCGGUGAUCAACGGGCUUUCGUUCGUGGGCGUGCACGGGCGCGGGGUGCGCGUGCCGGUGCGCAUAAGUGGCAGCGAUGAGAUUCCGGUGCGCGGGGUGACGUUGAGGGAUAUGUCCGUGGGUAUAAGCUACAAGAAGAAGCAUAUCUUCCAGUGCUCGUAUGUAGAGGGACGUGUUUUCGGGUCUGUCUUCCCGGAACCCUGUGAGAACUUCGACCGCUACGACGAACAAGGCCGUCUUGUGAAGCGGUCUACCAACCAGAACGCCACAGACAUCGACUACGGCUUUUGAAGGGGGCCAAGACUGAACGCGUGCUUAUGGAAGAAAGCUGGAUCAGUAUAUUUUUAUCAAAAUUUGAUUUGAAUGAAUCUCAAAAUUAUUAAAUUUAUCUUAAGAUGAAUGUAUUAUAAAUAUUAAUUAAAUAUUUAUAUAUUACAUUCAUCUUAAAAUAUAUUUGAUGAUUUUAAGAUUAAUUCUGAUUAAAUUUGAUUAAAAUAUUAUGAUCUAAUUUUGUGCAGAAUACAUACGAUUGACACGUGAGCCUCCUUCAAAGACUUAUAUGGCCUUUGGUUAUGUUUGGUGGCUUCUCCGUUGGACGAAACUUGCGGCUGGUUUCUGGCAGUCUUUCUUCUUAAGCUGAUGCUUUCUCAAUUAAUUGCUGCAGCUGUACGCAUUUUCUAUUUGGUUCAGGGCAAGCGAGAAAAUUGCAUGAGAGUUUGUGAUUGUAAAUAAGAAUUUGAUUAAUGUACAAAAAAAAUCAAUUUAAUUCUAUUUUUCAGUAAGUGCAUGAAAUUUCUUCAUUAUGGAUUUCUGCAUAUUAUUUGAA
Molecule: messenger RNA, 2222 nt
Organism: Dendrobium catenatum
Lineage: Eukaryota; Viridiplantae; Streptophyta; Magnoliopsida; Asparagales; Orchidaceae
Product: probable polygalacturonase
Exons: 6
Coding region: 173-1687 (504 amino acids)
Biological process (GO): carbohydrate metabolic process
Molecular function (GO): polygalacturonase activity
Source: RefSeq, a predicted model, not a curated record